AUGAUGGACAAGGGCCUGAACAACAAGCUCAAGAGGCUUCUCUCCCUAAUGGAGGCUCAGCUGGAGCUCACCAGACAAGGUCAACACAAGGAGUGCCUACACUGCACUCACCUGAGUGAAGAAGAGACAAUUGAGCUCUCCCACUCAAAAGAUCAGGCAGGAGGGGACAAAUCCAUGAUAGGAGACCUGCCCACACCAACCCUGGCAUUGCAACCAAGGCAAGCAGUGUCAUUUGCUGACUUGGAUGAGCAGUCUGGCAUCAAUUACAAGAAGUAUGCUUCCCCCACCAGGCCUAGAUACUUCAAGCCCUGGGUGGACCCAUACAACAGGCCUAGGAUGCAUCCUUAUGGCCUGGAGCAAGAGGAUGAUGCUAGUGCAACAGGAGACCCCAACCUAUUGCAAUCAAAGCCAAUCACCACCCCAUUCCCCAAGUUCAAUCUAAGAGAUGUGGAAAUCUUCAUUCUUGAAGCUGAAGCCUGGUUCAAGUUCAAUCAGGUUUAUGAGCAAGCACACAUGAUCAACCACAUGGGUGCUCAAUUGGAAAGGAAUGCUUGCAAAUGGUGGACCUCCAAACUCCACAUUGACAGAGCACAAGAAGGGAGACUGUUCCAUGACUGGCACUACUUUACUGAGUGCCUAGCAGAACAGUUCAAUCCCUGGAAUACCAGAAUGGAGGCCUACAACAAGUUGCUGGCUGUCCAGCUUACUAGUGAUGCACCAGGUGCUGCCACACACCAUGUAGAAGGCUUCAGAGACCUGGAAGGGCAAGUCAACCUGGAUGAUAACAAACUAGUUAUUGACUUAUUCAGAGGCAGCCUCACACACAGCCUGCAAGAGAAGUUUGAGCAGAACCCACCCAUGAAAAGGUGGGAAUGGUACUGGGAGGUCAAAGAGUUUGACUGGCAAAGGAUGCUUCUACAGCAAUCUGCUGCUAGACAUCCAAGCACCACUCUGCCAUGA
Ustilago hordei is the source of this 960-nucleotide messenger RNA. RefSeq lists its product as uncharacterized. NCBI's taxonomy places the organism in Eukaryota, Fungi, Basidiomycota, Ustilaginomycetes, Ustilaginales, Ustilaginaceae. Bases 1 to 960 code for a protein of 319 amino acids. The record is from RefSeq and is a predicted model, not a curated record. The transcript has a single exon.